AUGGGGCUGCGAUCGCCAGCCCGGGGCCACGCGUGCGCGAACGGGAGCAUCGCGGAGCGCCAGGAGAGAGGUCCUCGAGAUGAGCGGCAGAGGGGGUCUCGUCGGGAACUUCGCGUGAACUUCCACGACAGUCUCGAGCUGCCCGUCCCUCCUACUAAGGCGCAUAGAUUCCUGUCCGAGGGCAUCGUCAUCGCUCCGACAGGGGCCGACGCGGAGGACCUCAGCAAGGACGAUGAGCUCAAGGCUGCCGAGAAGGAGGCGCAGGAAGCCGAGCGUGCUCUCGAGCAGGCGAAGCAGGGUGCUUCUGGAAAUCACGACCAGGAUAGUCGAGCUGCAGAGGUGCAGCGCGAGGUGGAGCGCGCCCGCCUCGAGGCGGAGAAGGACCUGAAGGAGCGCCUCCGCGAAGCUCAGGACAAACUGCUGGACGAGAAGGCCUCGCGCCUCCGCGAGGCCGAGCAGCGGCUGGACAAGGCGAUCGCCGCCAAGCUGAAGGAGGCCGAGAAGAGGCUGCGCAGCGAAGCGGAGGACCGCACUGAGCAGCGCGCUGGCGCAGCCCGUGGCUCCAGUGGCGACUUCGGCAGCGUCAGGCUCCACACCGAAGCGUCCGCCAACGCCUCUGGCCUGGCCGACGUCCCUUUCGAGGACUGUUCCCCCGACUUUUGCUCCACCUGCUUCGAGAUAGCCUCGCCCGUGAGCACGAGGGCGCCCUGGGAGGGCGAGCUGUCGCAGUGGGGGCGGAUCAGCCCCUGCACCUACCACGAGGCCAGUUCCGCGCUGCGCCGAUGGCAGCCAGAAGAGCCCGUCUGCGCACUUCACCCGGACGCCGCGGUCCGCACCGCGGUGGUGGACCUGCACCCCAGCAGCGUGUCGAGUGCGGGGACUUGGGACAUCACGCCCUGCCUCAGCCGAGAGGGCCCCAGCAUGGCGGUCGUCCUGGCCUGGUGCAACGGAGCGCGCUACGGCGCCGGGGCGCGCAGUCUCGCGGGUGCGCUCAGAGACGCGCGGUUCCUUUUGCCCGCCGGGGAGGGCGGCGGCUUGUCCCCGGCGUUCUCCGCGCACCUGGCCCUGCAGCCCGCGCGUCUGUCGAUCUGGCAGCUGUCGACCUCUGAGUCUUUCCACGGCCGGCCUCCGUUCGACGGGCCGCCGCUGUCGAGGCGCGACUUUUCUGGGCGCGGUCGCGUCCAGCUGCCGCACUCGGCCCUGGAGUUCCCCCAGCGCCUCGCGGGAGACAGCCUCCGGCAUCCGAUCAGGGCGGUCUUCGCAACGAACAACUUCCUUCAGCAAGCCAGCCGCGCGGCGACGGACUCCGUCCACGCAUCGCUCUCGACGUGCGACUUGGCCCCGCGCGCGACCGCGCCGCGCCCGGCGAUCGCGAGGCUCGCGCUGCCGGCCCCGCGGGCGCCCCGGGGGAGUUUCGCGUCGGUCGUUCGCACCGGAGAAGACACCGAGCUGAGCGGUCGGAGCGAUGCGCUGUGGGGCCUGCGCGGGGCGGGAGAUGCCGCGGCGCUUCUGAGCAACGGGCGCCCCCUGGAACUGGUCCCGGCGUGGCCUCGCAGUCUCGCUCUGCCGCGGGAUCUCGUCACCGACGUGAUGUUGGAGGUUCUCGGCUUCGAGACCGAACCCAGCGCGGCCGCUCUCGAUGUCGCGGCCGCCGCGCAGAGCUGGGGCAUAGCGGCGGACGGACUCGAAAACAUCGACGCUUUGGACUGCGACAUCUUACCCGGAAUCGGGGAUUGGCGACGCGUGGCGCCUGUUUUUUUCGCCGCGGGGCGCCUCCCGCCGCCCCCGACGAGCCCUCGCGCGCGCCUGUCGAUGUCUACCGUGGCGAUAUCUCCGCGCCUGUUGCCUGUGCGCUCUCAUCGAGGGGUCCACUUCUCCGCCGCUGGUGCCCGAGAUUUCCAUCGACCGCCUCAAUGCGGCGGCUCGCGGACCCGGGGGGGCUCUUCCUUGUGGCGGACGCGGGCCAACCCUGGGCGCAGACCCGACACGCCGUGGACCUGCCCGACAUGGGCGCGGGAAUGCUGGGCCCCGCUGGACGGCGCGCUCCUGGCGUUCGCCGUGGACCCUGCGGAAGGCUACCCCGCUCUCUGGGCGCAGUUCGCGACGGUCGAGGGAAAGUUCGCGCGGGUUCUGAUGGGCGCCGUCCAGGGCGACGACGCCCUCCCGGCGCCGCCCGCCCUGAUGACAGACAGCGGCCCGAUGUGCGCGAUGCCGGGCGCAUGCCUCCACGCCGCCGGGCGCGGCGUCGCGCAUGUCGAAGCGGCGCCCUUCGCCGAUGUCGACGGCUGGCCGGCGCUGCCCGAGGCGUUCGUGGAACGUUCCGUGGCCCUGCCCAUCGAGGCCGCGGCGGUGGGCUCUCUCUCGCCGCCGCAGCUGGUUCUGACCGGCCGCGUGAUUGCCGGCGGGCGGCGAAAGUAUGGCAGCCUGCGCCGCAUGCUGGCGAUGGCCGUCGAACCGAACCCGCCGGGGGCCGCAAGCCAGAUCCGGUCACAUGGCCCCGGGGGCCUGCCUCGAGACGUGCACGGGGCGCCGGCGGGAACGUACCAGAGAGCCGGCGACGCGCGCGCGAUCGGCCCGGCGAACGGGGCGCCGCCGCAGGGCCGUCCGAACUGA
This is a messenger RNA of Prorocentrum cordatum, 2613 nucleotides long. The record is from the annotation of a GenBank genome assembly. NCBI's taxonomy places the organism in Eukaryota, Dinophyceae, Prorocentrales, Prorocentraceae.